AUGUCCGACGACGACCAAAAGCUCUCCAAGACGUCGUCGCGCAUCGACCGGACGACGUCGCACACUGACGAGGAAAAGACGUCAGUCAUUGACGCCACCGUUCCCGCCGUCUCGCACCGCCUCAACCACCACCACGCCCACGUCCCCGCCAGCGGCGACGACAAGAACAUCACCGACAACACCGUCCGCCUCGUCGACAAGGACGGCCACACCCAGCGCUGGCCCCUCGCCAGCAACGACCCGCGCGACCCGCUCAACUUUGGCAAGUGGACCAAGCUCGGCAUCGUCGUCUCGUGCUGCUGGCUCUCGAUCUUCUCCCUCGCCCUCGCCGGAGGCCUCGGCCCCAUCAUGGGCACAUUCUACCAGAUGUACCACGAAAAGGGCCCCGCCGAGGUCACGCUGCUCAGCACGCUCCCCUCGGUCAUGAUUGGCGUCGGCAACCUCAUCGUCAUCCCCGCCUCGAUGGUCUUUGGUCGUCGCCCCGUCGUCCUCGUCUCGGCCGCCGUCCUCAUGGCCGGCUGCAUUGGCUCCGCUGCCAGCCAAUCGUUUGAGGUCCACCUCGCCACUCGUAUCGUUCAGGGCCUCGCUUCGGGCAUCUCGGAGUCUUUGCUGCCCCUCAUGAUCACGGAAAUCUCGUUCGUCCACGAACGCAGCCGCAUCUUCGCCAUCUACUGGGCAUCGCAGAACGUCUUCUCCUCCGGACUCAACCUGGCCGGAUCCUACGAGGUCGAGGCAUUGGGCUUCAGGGCCUUUUACGUGGUUUAUGCUGCCGCGGCGGGGGCUGGUAUCAUCAUGAGCUUCCUCUUCCUCGCCGAGACGGGCUUCAACCGGCCGCCGCAGCAAAAGGACGGCGUGUGGUACGUCGUCGACCGCUUCGGUGUCAACCACGCCAUGACGCGCGAGCAGCUCGAGCAGGCUUUCGCCGACAAGACCAUCGUCGUCGACCCGCGCUACAACGCCGACACCGUCGAGGCCAUCGAGGCGACGAGCGAGGUCGAGCACCGCCCCUUUACCUGGGCGCAGCGCCUCAAGCCGUGGUCGGGCGUGCAGCGCCCGGCGCUCCGCAUCGCCGGCCGCACCCUCUACGACGUCCUCAUGGCCCUCUUCUGCCCCACGAUCCUCUACGUCACGCUGCUGGUCACGGUCGUGCUCGGCACCUCGAUCGCCGUGUCGCUCACCUACUCGACCGCGCUCCUCGCCUACGGCUGGCCUGCCCAGAACAUUGGCCUGAUCGCCAUCGGUGCCAUGAUCGGCGCCGCGCUGGGAUCCGCCUACGCCGGCUUCUUUGGCGACAAGAUCCUCAUGGCCAUGACGCGCCGCAACCACGGCGUGCUGCGACCGGGCCACUACCUCGUCGUCUCCAUCUUCCCGGGCGUCGUCGCCUUCGCCUCGCUCCUCCUCUACGCCUUCACCGCCUCCGGCAACGCCACCUGGGGCGGACCCGUCAUGGCCUGGGCGCUCAACCAGUUCUCCUUCACCAGCAUGCUCAUCAUCACGUCGGCCUACGCCACCAUCGCCUACCCCGACAACCCAGGCGCCGCCCUCCUCCUCGUCAUCGGCGCCAAAAACAUCAUCUCGUACGGCAUCACCCAGGGCACCCUGCCCAUGGUCAUGUCCCACAGCAACGAGUGGGCCUACGGCGUCCUCGCCGCCAUCCUCGGCGCCAGCUUCCUCGUCGGCCUGCCCUUUUACUUCUGGGGCGACGCCAUGGACCGCUGGGCCAUGCGCCAGUCGAAGCGCAUCUUCCACAAGUAG
Pseudozyma flocculosa PF-1 is the source of this 1755-nucleotide messenger RNA. RefSeq lists its product as uncharacterized. Bases 1 to 1755 code for a protein of 584 amino acids. Gene Ontology annotation, biological process: transmembrane transport. The transcript is spliced from 2 exons. NCBI's taxonomy places the organism in Eukaryota, Fungi, Basidiomycota, Ustilaginomycetes, Ustilaginales, Ustilaginaceae. Gene Ontology annotation, molecular function: transmembrane transporter activity. The record is from RefSeq and is a predicted model, not a curated record.